This is a messenger RNA of [Torrubiella] hemipterigena, 944 nucleotides long. The record is from the annotation of a GenBank genome assembly. Lineage: Eukaryota; Fungi; Ascomycota; Sordariomycetes; Hypocreales; Clavicipitaceae.
GACCUCUUUGCUUUCUACAUCAUUCACCUCGGACGCUGCCAUUGACGAUACCCAUUGAGCAACAUGUCCGCCCUCAGGAUUCUAGUUCCCGUUAAGCGGGUCAUUGACUACGCUGUCAAGCCCCGAGUCAACAAAGCCCAGACGGCCGUCGAGACGGCUGGUGUCAAGCACUCCAUGAACCCCUUUGACGAGCUCUCCAUCGAAGAGGCCGUCCGCAUUCGCGAGAAGAAGCGCGCCCCCGGCGGCGUCGACGACAUUGUCGCUUUCUCGGCCGGUCCUCCCAAGGCCCAGGACAUUCUGCGAACUGCCAUGGCCAUGGGUGCCGACCGCGGCAUCCACGUCGAGAUCAAGGACGGCGAGGAGCUCGAGCCCCUCACCGUCGCCAAGAUUCUACAGAAGACGGUCGAGAAGGAGAAGAGCAACCUGGUCGUGCUUGGCAAGCAGAGCAUUGACGACGAUGCCGGCCAGACUGGCCAGAUGCUCGCUGGACUCCUGGGCUGGCCCCAGGCCACGCAGGCCAGCAAGGUCGAGUUUGGCGAGGGCGACACCGUCAUUGUGACCAAGGAGGUUGACGGUGGCGUCGAAACGGUCAAGGCUAAGCUGCCUAUGAUUAUUACUACCGAUCUGCGUCUCAACGAGCCCCGAUACGCUAGCUUGCCUAACAUUAUGAAGGCUAAGAAGAAGAAGCUGGAGAAGAUGACUGUGGGAGACUUGGGUCUGACUAGCGAGAAGCGCCUCAAGGUCCUCAAGGUCACUGAGCCGGAAGCUAGACAGGGCGGUGGCAAGGUCGAGGAUGUCGAUGGCCUUAUUGGCAAGUUGAAGGAGCUGGGCGCUUUGUAAACAAAUAAAACGAGGCGGAUACUGGUCGGGGUUUUAUGUGCAUAUAUGAGUACCGCGAGGUACACGACUGGGCAAGACUAAAAAAUUAAUAAACAUUGCAUACG